Cryptotermes secundus is the source of this 1339-nucleotide messenger RNA. It is a transcript of the gene Gmer, whose product is annotated as GDP-L-fucose synthase. Gene Ontology annotation, biological process: nucleotide-sugar biosynthetic process. Bases 126 to 1103 code for a protein of 325 amino acids. Lineage: Eukaryota; Metazoa; Arthropoda; Insecta; Blattodea; Kalotermitidae. Gene Ontology annotation, molecular function: GDP-L-fucose synthase activity. The transcript has 7 exons. The record is from RefSeq and is a predicted model, not a curated record.
CAAGAGAACAGCUGUUCAGUUUUGGGAACUACUGUCAGGGCCGCAAGCACUGCAAGACUGCAAGUGUAGUAGCACGUAGUAGCAUACGAGGCAAUAUAAGGUAUUGAUCAGCUGAUCAGUGCAGUAUGUCUGCUGAUAAGAAAGUGGUCCUAGUCACAGGUGGGACUGGACUUGUUGGACACGCCAUUCAGACUAUUGUUCAGCAAGAAAAGAGAGAUGACGAGGAAUGGAUUUUUGUUGGCUCCAAAGAUGCUGAUUUGAGUGAUCGUGACCAGACAAAAGCCUUGUUUAACAAGUAUCGCCCGACACAUGUGGUCCACCUGGCAGCAAUGGUUGGAGGUCUGUUCCACAACAUAUCCCACAACCUGGAUUUCCUGCGUAAGAAUAUCCACAUCAAUGACAAUGUGCUGCAGACAAGCUUCGAAGCUGGAGUUGUGAAAGUUGUGUCAUGUUUGUCUACAUGCAUCUUUCCUGACAAGACAACAUAUCCCAUAGAUGAAACUAUGAUUCACUUGGGUCCACCACAUCCAUCCAACUUUGGAUACAGUUAUGCCAAGCGACUGAUUGAUGUCUCAAAUCGAGCGUACCAUGAGCAAUAUGGCUGUCUGUUUACAUCUGUUGUACCAUGCAAUGUGUUUGGACCACAUGAUAACUUCAGUAUGCAGUCAAGUCAUGUUAUCCCUGCACUCAUCAGGAAACUUCACGAUGCUAUAGAGAGAGGGAAGUUAGGGAGUCCAGAAAAGACUGUAUUCACUGUUCUUGGUACAGGCCGGCCAUUACGUCAGUUUAUCUAUUCCCUGGAUCUUGCAAAAUUGUUCAUCUGGGUGCUGAGGGAGUAUAACAGUGUGGACCCAAUCAUUCUUUCCGUGGAUGAAAAGGACGAGGUGUCUAUAAGCACAGUUGCUGAGAACAUUGCUCAAGCUUUUGACUUCCACGGUGAAAUUCAGUAUGACUCAACACAAGCCGAUGGUCAGUUCAAGAAAACGGCAAGCAAUGCUAAAUUAAGGAGCUACAUGCCUGACUUCCAGUUCACACCAUUUCAGCAGGCAGUGAACGACACAGUGCAGUGGUUCAAGCACAAUUAUAACACAGCAAGGAAAUGAGAUAUUCACUUCUCAGUAUUAUGUGAUUGGUCUCAUGAGAUGUAUUGCUGUGUAUGGUUACGAACAUCCUGAACAUAGACUUAGCAGAUACUUCCAAAAAUUUGUAACUGCCUACCAGGGUUCAUGGCACCACAUCUCAGGAGCUGACAGUCGUGCAAUAAAUAAUUGUUUUCUCUUAACCCAUUGAGGUUGAGAUUUUUGGGUGCAGGAAAAUACACUGGGGCUUGGAUUAUUUA